Molecule: messenger RNA, 300 nt
Organism: Racocetra persica
Lineage: Eukaryota; Fungi; Glomeromycota; Glomeromycetes; Diversisporales; Gigasporaceae
Source: the annotation of a GenBank genome assembly
AUGCCUUUAUAUCUAAGAAAACAAUUAAAAAAUCACUUUGUUUUGGAUUUUGUCCUAUUUGGAGAUAAAUUUGAUGAUAUCAUAAAAUCAAUUGUAGAUGAAAUUAAUAUUUUAGAACAAGUUGCCAGUUUAGGUGUAAUAACUGCUGACCUUCCACAGGAUAAUAAUCUUGCAGAUAUGAAGCAGCAUAGUGGUAUUCUAGAAUAUAGGAGUUGUCUGGUACCUAAGGAACAAUUAAGUAAUCUUAGGAAGGCAUUACAAGAAAUUAUCAAUAAUUAUUGUACAAACUGGGAAGGUUAA